Molecule: messenger RNA, 2620 nt
Organism: Aplysia californica (California sea hare)
Lineage: Eukaryota; Metazoa; Mollusca; Gastropoda; Aplysiida; Aplysiidae
Product: adenosine kinase 1
Exons: 11
Coding region: 698-1726 (342 amino acids)
Biological process (GO): purine ribonucleoside salvage
Cellular component (GO): nucleus; cytosol
Molecular function (GO): adenosine kinase activity
Source: RefSeq, a predicted model, not a curated record
AGCGUUGUUCUCUUUUAUUUGAACAAGAAAAAAACGCCAUGCUGCUUUGGAGGUCUCGAUUGGUGGUGGGUUUAGAAUGCUCUUUUGAUUUUAGAUGCGAGCUCUGAAUUUUCACGCUGGAGGUUAGCCUCGGCAAGCAAAUACAUGGGGCGGCUCAUUAUCACUCCCUAGCCAAGGCCUAUAGGGGGUGUCCCUGUUGUUUAGGGCUAUUGCUGGGCUGUAUAUUAGCAUGUUUUGUUGAUGGGAAGUAUAGUUUGCUUGGGAUUUAGAUAGGCUUAUGGAAAGUAGGUCAAAAGUUGAUUUUUUUAGGCCAGCCGAUUUUCUAGAGGUCAUAGUGCUCACAGCAUUCCCAUUCUAGAUCAUGGGUGUCAUGUUUGUGAUUCUGAAGUGUUCAAUUAAAUGUUCAAAUGAAUAGGCUUAUUGCUGGUAAAGUAUGACCUGUGGUGGGAUUAUAAACAAUAUACGAUAUCUUGUUUGCAGUUAACAGUCUGGUAUUUUUAUGAACCCUUCUUAUAUAUUGCAUUUUAUGGCCCCAUGGAUAUCACUGUGGAGCUUUCCCCCCUCUGGGGAUGGGGCAAUGGACUGAGCCAGAGUAGGAACAUUAUAAAGGCACGAGAGAGCGGUUGAUGUGUCCUCUCAGUUAGAACGCCGGUAGAAGUAGAAGCCCAGAACUCUGCUCUGUACAGAUAGCACAACCAUGGUUCAAACAGGAAUUCUCUUGGGAUAUGGCAACCCACUGCUGGAUAUCUCUGUCCAAGCUUCAAAGGAUUACCUUGAUAAGUAUGAUCUGAAGGCUGACAAUGCUAUCCUUGCGGAGGACAAGCAUAAACCAAUGUACAAAGAAAUGGCAGACACCUUCCCAGAUGUAGAGUACAUUCCAGGAGGAGCUACUCUCAACUCCAUCAGAGUUGCACAGUGGCUUCUCAAAACACCAAAGGCUACAUCUUUCUUUGGCUGUAUUGCCCGCGACGAAUUUGGAGACAUCUUGACAAAAGCAGCCAAUGCUGCUGGUGUGGAUGUCAAGUUCCAGUACACAAAAAAAGAGCCUACCGGUACAUGUGCUGUAGUGUGCACAGACAAAAACAGAUCUUUGGUCGCCAAUCUGGCUGCUGCAAAUUGUUUUACAGAGGAGCAUCUUGAUGACCCAUCAAAUUGGGCGGCUGUAGAAACUUCCAAGUUCAUUUAUUUUGGGGGUUAUCCUCUGACAGUCUGUCCUGAUGCCAUGGUUAGGAUAGCCAAAUAUGCAGCUGAGCAGAACAAAGUUGUGCUUAUGAACACGUCUGCACCAUUCCUGUGCACUUUUUUCAAGGAUGCUAUGUUGAGGAUGCUUCCGUAUGCUGACUACUUUUUUGGCAAUGAAAGUGAAGCUGAUGAAUUUGCAAAGGCCAAUGAUCUUGGGACCACAGACAGGAAAGAAAUUGCCAUGAAGAUGGCCAACUGGGAGAAGGUGAACUCUUCCAGGAGCAGGACUGUAGUCAUCACUCAAGGAGCAGACCCUGCCUUAGUAGUUGCUGAUGGUCAGCUUAAGGAAUACCCUGUGAUUCCCAUCAAAGAAUCUGAGAUUGUUGACUCCAAUGGGGCUGGUGAUGCUUUUGUUGGAGGCUUCCUGGCUCAGCUUGUUCAAGGUCAGUCUUUGGACGAGUGCAUGAAGAGUGGUCACCGUGUGGCAAACAUCAUCCUGCAACGACCAGGCUGCACAUUCCCUGAGCAGCCUCCUUCCAGUUAAUGCAGAUGGUCUUUGUGAUAUUAUCAUUAGUUAUUUAGUCAGUUUUGAAAAAAUAAGUAAUUUUGGGACAGCUUGGGAUAACAAGAACUCAUUUUAUUGGGAGUCAGGUGGUUUAAGCUUUGAAAGAAGGGAGUAAUUUUUUUCAUGAAUUGCAAUCCAUCCUCCACAUUUAAACACAGAAGCUUUCCAAGUGGUGCUUUGAAGCUCAUGUUUGCAUGUCAGCAUUUUUACACGCUUCAUUUGUACUCCUGUUAAAUAAAAAAAUAGCUGUUAGUUAGCGGUUGAUGAUUAAUUUGUUGACAGCUAGACAUUUAUGAUGGACAGCUAGGCAUUUAUGAUGUUUCAUCUUAUGUUUGUUUUUGAUGUGAUGUGUGACAUUGCGAGAUGUGUGUGUGUGUGCGUGUGUAAAAAAUUGUUUUUAUUUUAUGCAAGUUGUCUGUGUUAGUGCUGAUGAUUGCAACAUAUUUUAUAACAUCAUUAAAUAAAGAUUACAUCUAGUAGAAAUCAACCGAUGUUUUGGAAACAUGGCAAUUCCAGCAGCUUGUUUUUUUUUCUUUGUUCUCUUGUUGAUGUGGACAUUAGAUAUAAAUGCACAAAGUAAUGUACACAUGUGGCAAGGCAAUCAGUCAGUCACAAUCACACUGUUAUAUUCUGCAUUACAUUUCUAACAUUUCCUUUUUUUUUUUGGUCAUAAUGUUGGGAUGCUGUGUAUUGUAUGAUACUGUGCAGUAUGUCUGAUGACAUAUAUAUAGGCUAUGUGGUUAGUGUAAGCUGAAUUUUUUUUACUGUUACUGUUAGUGUAGUCCUCUGUUGAUUUUCUGCGUAUUUCAUGACAUGGCUCUUUACGAAGUGUUCUUAUUUUUUUUCUACAUAAAAACAUUGUUUUCCACGGUA